This is a messenger RNA of Cotesia congregata, 960 nucleotides long. Lineage: Eukaryota; Metazoa; Arthropoda; Insecta; Hymenoptera; Braconidae. The record is from the annotation of a GenBank genome assembly.
AUGACAGAAGACUUUGAAAUCAUUGUUGGGACUUAUGAGCAAUUUUUACUUGGUUAUAAAGUUAUAAAAGAAGAGAAAAAAUACAGAUUAGAGCGGAGUUUUGCAACAAAAGAUCAUGUUGCUAGUAUCAGGACAACAUCAUCUAUGAAACAUUAUCUAGCGUCAGGGGCUGCUGAUGAUUGUAUCAAUAUAUACGACAUGAAACGUCGUACUGAAUCCGGAAAAUUAAUGCAUCAUAAUGGUACAGUAAAUUGUGUAUCGUUCACACCAGAUGCUACUCAUCUUGUUAGUUGUAGCAGCGAUGGAAGUAUUGCAGUCGUAAGAUGCGGUAAUUGGCAGUUGGAGAAGCAUUGGACAUCAGCUCACAAAAAUUCUGAAGUAAAUACUCUAGCAAUUCAUCCGACUGGUAAAUGUACAUUAUCAGUAGGUACCGAUGGAGUAUUGCGUUUAUGGAAUCUCGUAAAUGGACAUCACGCUUAUGCGAUUAAUUUGGUCCCUAGACUGAAAUUGCAAGCUAAAAAUAUUACCGUAUUACAAUGGAGUCCAGAUGGUGAGAAAUAUUUAAUGGCAGCAAAUAAUCAACUGGAUGUUUACUCUCGUUCUACGGCUGGUAUCUGUGCUGAAGUGACGUUUGACGUAAAAAUUGUCUGCGUUGAAUUUAUCAACGACAAUGUCAUUGUUAUUGGACAUGAAAACGGCACAUUGAGAAUUUAUGACAUAGAGGAACAGUCAGAACUUUUACAAACAGUUGGUCAUGAUUCACGAGUUAAAUGUCUCAAACAUAAAGGGAAAUUUAUUGUUUCAGCGUCAAGCUCUGGAGAAGUUAAAGUUUGGAAAUACGAAGACAUACCAAGGAACGUCCGACUGUUUGGCUUCCUCGGGGUUCCUUUCAUUGUUCUCUGGGUCGUUUACCUAUCAAUACAAUACAUGAAUAUUGAGAUUAACAUCCGACAAGUCUAA